AUGGCGUUAGAUCCCCUCAUCACAGCUGCCUUCGGACCACCACCAGAAGGUGUUGACUUGGCCGAAAACCAGGCGACCAAAAACAAUUCCAUCGUCAUUGUUCUUCUCGCAAUUGCCGCUCUUUCUGUUGCUAGUCGUUUGAUUGCCCGUGGCAAGUACGGCCCUGGUCUGAGCCUCGAUGACUAUGCCAUUGUGAUAGCUUUGAUACUUGUGGCCGCCACGGCAGGAAUGGUCAUAGCAAUUGGUCAAGCUGGAGCUGGUCGUCAUGUUUGGGCUCUCGGUGUAGAUGAUCUGGUUCAGACAUCCGAGUUGUUAUACAUCUAUAGUUUUAUCUUCUGUACCGCGGUAUUCACGACCAAGAUCUCGAUCCUCCUCUUCUACUGGCGCGUUUUCAUGGGUAACGUGCUAUCCUUUCGGCUUUCCAUGUGGAUAGGUGCCCUUCUCGUCGGCUCAUAUGCUGUCUACUUCAUGAUAACAAUAGGGUUUUGUUGCAACCCCCUUUCUCACUACUGGACUCAAUUUUACGGCACUGUAGGAACGUGUAUAGACGUAGGCCGCUUCUUCUUUAUUUUGGCCAUUAUCAAUCUCUCCACAGAUGUGAUACUGCUCGCCAUUCCGGUACCUGAGAUUCUCAGGCUUCAAAUGACCAAGGAGAAGAAGGUUGUCGUCUGUGGCAUUCUCAGCCUGGGAGGCUUCGCCGUUCGAGUUCACUACCUCAAGCAGUUUUCUACGGCAACCGAUAUAACAUGGAUGAUGGGUCCCGUGGCUAUCUGGUCUUCAGUCGAGCCUUCUGUGGGUAUCCUUUCUGCCUGUCUUCCUAGCUUCAAGCCAUUGCUCAGGGCGAUACGGGGGAGAAAGAUCGACUCCAGCAGCUUGGACGGGAAGGGGUCGACUUACCCGUUGGGAUCGAGGGGAACUCGAAGCACAAGACCUAGGUUAAGAUUAGAUGAUGAGAUUGCCUUACAGAGUCGAAUAGUCGGUGGCGAAGGCUGUGGAAGUGUACAUAGCGGGCAUGACAGCGAGUUCGGACGUCAUAUUCAUGUCAAGACUGAUUUCAAACAGAUCAUCAACGGGGAUAAAUAA
Colletotrichum godetiae is the source of this 1083-nucleotide messenger RNA. RefSeq lists its product as uncharacterized. The transcript is spliced from 4 exons. The record is from RefSeq and is a predicted model, not a curated record. NCBI's taxonomy places the organism in Eukaryota, Fungi, Ascomycota, Sordariomycetes, Glomerellales, Glomerellaceae. Bases 1 to 1083 code for a protein of 360 amino acids.